CCGGCUCGCGGUGGCUGGGUUUCACUGCGUGUGUCGGCUCCCGGGUGGCUGCCAGGCUGGGCUGGGGGACCCGCGCCCGCUCAGAGCCGAGGGGAUGGAGCCCGUGAGCGUUGGCAGCUGCAUCCUUGAGUAGGACUCCUCCUCCUCCCGCUCCCCUGCUUGGAGGACAUGCAACAGCACCUGCCCUGGAGAGAGCUGGAUUCUUGCAUGGUUGAUGUUAGUAGCACUCCACGGGUGACUGUUUAGCCUGAGUCGAGCAAUGCUCCCUGUAUUCCACGCAGAAGAGAGUGCUGCCUUCAUCGGACUUGUUUACCCAAACGUUUCAGAUGAUAUCUGGCUCUGCAUUAAUUGCCAUGAUGUCUGACAAUAAAACAAAGUCCACUAAGCCUGCAGACAAGACUCCUCCAAAGUCUCCUGCAGAUCCGACAAGAGAGAGAGCAACCAAAAGGCUAUCUUAUGAAUCAAACAGUUCCCACGAAGGGGCCAUGGCAGCAGAGCUUACUGCUCUAGAAGAGGCUUUUAGAAAGUUUGCCAUCCACGGAGAUACCAGAGCCACAGGAAAAGAAAUGCAUGGGAAAAACUGGUCAAAAUUAUGUAAGGACUGUCAUGUGAUAGAUGGGAAGAAUGUGACAAUCACGGAUGUUGACAUCGUCUUCAGUAAAAUCAAGGGGAAAUCUUCUAGGACGAUUACUUUUGAUCAAUUUAAAGAAGCUCUUCAAGAACUCUCCAAGAAACGAUUUAAAGACAAGAGCAAUGAGGAAGCAAUUCAAGAAAUACAUAAACUAAUCGAAGGAAAAGCCCCGAUCAUAUCUGGAGUAACGAAAACCAUUUCAUCUCCAACUGUAUCACGACUUACAGACACGUCAAAAUUCACUGGUUCCCACAAAGAGAGGUUUGAUCCAAGUGGGAAAGGAAGAGGCAAAGCAGGACGAGAAGACCUGGUUGAUGCGUCGGGCUAUGUGCCUGGGUACAAGCACGCAGGCACAUAUGAUCAUAAAGUACAAGGAAGCAAGUAAGCCUGGGGAGUUUAAAAAGAGAGAGAAUAUACCUGUAAGAAUGAUGUAGAUGAAUCCCACAUGUUUCAGUUAUCGUGAAUGCGAGGACUAUGUUGUCGAGAAGUGUUUUCAGGAACUGGAACUGAUUUCAACAUCUGCUGAGAUACUUGCAGCACAGCAACACUUCAUUACAUUCCUCAUGCUUACAUUGGCAACAAAUAUAAAAUACAAAGUUGUUGAGCUUUAGACAAGAAACCAAAUGCAAGGGCUGUUCUACCACACUUUGUCAUACUGGUAAAAGAUCUCAAACAUUCCUAAACAUCCAGUUCUUUCUUGGGUAUAGAAGAAAAACGCUCUCCAGAUAGUUGAAAAGAGGGUCAUUGUAAAUCUUCCUAUGAUAGCAGCCUUUCCGAAGAACACCCCAAUAUUUAUGUAGUGUGAUUUGAAUACUUAUUUAUUUGAAAAUGUCUUAAAGAGGAUCCAGCUCUGCCCUCAAAGACAAAAAUUCAGUAUUGUACUAGUGGGCAGUAAAUGGCUGUAAUAUAACAAGUUGCUAUCCUGAAAAGAAAUAGAUUUUCCUACACCAUUUGUAAACUUAUUGCUCCUUGCUGAGCCUAUUUAGGUUCCAAUUUAUUUGUCAGCAGAAAGAUGUGGAAGACACUAGCCCUCGUUUCCUUACCCCCCCAAAGCCCAGGACUUCUCAAAACCAAUACUGUACUUCCUGCAAGUUACCACGUGUAUUGGUAGCACAAUUCUAACUGAAACUACAGGACAUAAAAGGCGCUAAUGUACUAACAUGAUAUAUAGAGGAACUAGAUCUAUUGCUAAGGAAGUCUUGAUGGAAAUAUCAAUCUUGGUUGCAAUCUGGUUUUUGGUUUGCACAGUGGAAGUGAAGGGGGCAUUAUGAUGGAUUAUACUUUUUAAACUUUUAAGUGUGAACUAAACAUCACUGAUCAGAUUUUCAUCGAGCUAGGCACAUAUUCUCAUGCACAUGUACACACACAGACACACAGGCACCUGCUCCUUUUAAGUUCUGACUGAGUUAAGGAAGGUCUGUGACAACUCUGAAAUACAUAAGUUCAUGUAAGAACUAAAUUGUCACCACAAAGUAGAAAUUUGUUACUCCUUUAUUCACAACUAGAUGCGUCUCACGCCCUCUAAAGAUACAUUACUAAAGUUACCUAACUGAUUUGUUAAGCGUUCUAUGUGUGAAGGUAGGGGCUCUAUUCUCCUCUUGUUUGGACUGUCCAGUGAAAGUCAGGAAUAAUUAUUUGAAGGCAAUAAAUUUCCACAGGUUUAGAGCUGCUGUAAGAGGAGAAUCAGGACCAGUCUUAAUGGUUUAACAAACUGGCCACUAAAUAUCCCAUAUGGCCCACAUAACAAGUGGUAUUAAUUGAUAAAUCAUUGAAAAACCUCACUCAUUUGAUAUUGCUUAAAAAGUAAGGAGAAAUAUCCAUACAGAGAAAGUGCAGGGGCUCAUUAGCUGAUCUCUAUAUUCUAUAUGUGGUUAUUUAUAUUCCACAAAGCAGAAUAAGCACCACAAUGUAUAAUAUAAGAUGACAAAAGAGGACUUUUAGUUGGGUAUUUGAUAACCAUUUAAAAUUCUGCUUUGCUUUCUAUUAAAUGGAGUUCAAGCAUUAACUUUAUAACUCCAGAUAGUACAGGUUAAUCACCUCUGUUGCCUCUCUGCCACCAUCUGUGUCAGGGUUCUCAUGUAUACAGAACAGCUGGCUUUAGUGAGCUACUUACAUACAGUAAGCAGUAACAUAUGCUAGUUUUUCAUGCAGACCAACACCCUGUAUUUGGCACAUGUCCAGACACUGAACACAGGUUCUCAGCCUUCGAACAGAUUGUUUUUUGUUUUCUGCUGACUUUCUAUAGAAGUCUUUUCUGUAACUUUGCCACCACUGACCUUUCAAACCAAAACAUGAACGUGAAACCAAAAUAACAAUAAUAAACAAAAGGAAGAACUCUUUCAUGGGCUUGGAAUUUUUUGUUUGUUUUGAUUUUUGGUUUUCAGGAGAGAGGGAAGUCUGCCCAACCCAGUGCAUGCUUUUAAAAGGUCUUGUUUGUGUUUUUCCCCCUUUAAGCCCUCCUUGGUGGCUCUGGUUACCUGACACAAUUUUAGAGAUACACCAGGACUGUCAGAGUGUGGAAAUAUUUGUUUGUGAAGCCUUUCCAAGUUUUUCAAAGUUAUCCACUUUUCCUGAACACUCCAGUUCCUGGAAAAGGAAAGGUUAGUUAUCCAUUUACACAUCAUACUGGCUACCUGCCUUCCCCUUCAAGGAGAGGUAACAGCACAAACCCACCUUCAGAUAUUUAUGGCCAUAUUAUUCCAGAAAAGCAGUGGAACACAGAGUAGCUGGUAAAGUGCAGAGAAUACAUUCCUUCCUGAAAUGUCCCAUAAAGCUACAAAUCUGGAUAGUGCUCAAGGACAGUCAUUUUACUACAACAAACAGAUGUGUAACAAACCUUGAAUUAUUUGUAAAACACUAUCAAAGCUGAAUAUUGCAAAGUUCACAUUAGAGCUGUCGAUUAAUUGCAGUUAACUCGAAUGAUUAACUCAAAAAAAUUCAUCGUGAUUAAUCACACUGUUUAAUAAA
Messenger RNA from Gopherus evgoodei (Goodes thornscrub tortoise), 3598 nucleotides. It is a transcript of the gene TPPP, whose product is annotated as tubulin polymerization promoting protein. The record is from RefSeq and is a predicted model, not a curated record. Gene Ontology annotation, cellular component: microtubule. Gene Ontology annotation, molecular function: heme binding; tubulin binding; electron transfer activity. Lineage: Eukaryota; Metazoa; Chordata; Testudines; Testudinidae. The coding region runs from base 327 to 1016 and encodes 229 amino acids. The transcript has 5 exons. Gene Ontology annotation, biological process: microtubule bundle formation; microtubule polymerization; positive regulation of protein polymerization.